AUGGUUGUGGUUCCGGAUGCAGUGAGUCCAGCGCUGAGGGCGGUGAUGGCCCUGUAUGGCGCCGGACAAUAUGCCUGGAAGUUUUAUCGAACAGUUAAGGAUUUCGGAUACGAUUUCGAAAUCUCCAUGGAGGCCCUCUACUCUCAAGAAUGGGUCUUCGGGAGUCAUCUAGAGCAGUAUAAGGCGUGUCUAGAAGAAGCCAGUCCUGGCAAAGUUCAGACUCGGCCUGGCCAAGCGUGGAGCCGGCAACAGAUAGGAGACCGAAUCAUCAAAAUUACCAACAUUUUCAACAAGUGCUAUGUCAUUGUCCGACACUUUGACACUGGGUGCAGCAAUCUUUCCUGUACCCAGGAUCAUGGCCCGGGGAUUGAAGAUCCUGUGUCAGGAGAGAACCGGCCGCGGAGGAGGCUGAGGAAACCGUCAGACAAGGCCAAGGAACGUGGAGGCGUAGGGUCUGCUAUUGUUGACUUAGGAGGUGCUCUUGCUGGGAUAGGUUUACCACUGAACAAGGGUCAACAUAAAGGCGGCUCAGAUGCUAUCCAUACGACGCCAGACGGGGAGAUACAGCACGCGCCGAGACCCGACCACACGGGCCCCCCAAGUUUGGUUACAGCAGAGUUCUUCAGGAAACGAAAAGAGCACAUGCAAAAUCGAGCUAAGAAGGCACAGAAAGAUGUCGGUUCAGGUAAACUCAUUGCCUGGGCGGACCAUGGGAAAGCCGAUUUCGAAGAUCUGAUCCAGCAACUCAAGGAGGCGAUUCGAGUGCUCAGGGACAUGAUGCCGCUUCUGGUUCCGGACGACCCGUUCAAGAAGCUGCGUCCCAUGAGUAAUAAACCGAAUCUGUGGGAGAAGACGGAGGAUACUCGAGUUGGACUGAGAGGUCUGCAUAUCGCGGUACAGGCUAUCAAUUCCCCUGAGCCACUGAACCUGGCAGUGAAACUUGAGGAGAAGCCCGAAGACAUGAUGGCUAGAAUGGAAGCGGGCGGGUUUCUGGAUCCUCAGCGCAAGAAAAACGCCAUGGUUACAUGCCUGAUGCCUCGAGUUGAGAGGCCCGACGGAAAUCCAUGCCCAGAAUACCUCGUCUCGACGACCAUCACAACGGGCGAGCACACGGAAAUAACCAGCCUUCCUCAGUAUCUUGCCGGCCUGAGAAGUGCGAAUCCGGAAUUCAACGUCAUUGGGCAGAUGACGCGCCGCGGGGAGGAGAUAUACUAUCUCCAGCGGACCAGAAAGCAGAAUCUGCUUGGCGGCGAAGAUCGCAUUGUCCCAUGUUCACUUUAUGUCAAUUAA
Diaporthe batatas is the source of this 1290-nucleotide messenger RNA. RefSeq lists its product as uncharacterized. The record is from RefSeq and is a predicted model, not a curated record. The coding region runs from base 1 to 1290 and encodes 429 amino acids. The transcript has 2 exons. Lineage: Eukaryota; Fungi; Ascomycota; Sordariomycetes; Diaporthales; Diaporthaceae.